This is a messenger RNA of Trichoderma atroviride IMI 206040, 1125 nucleotides long. RefSeq lists its product as uncharacterized. Lineage: Eukaryota; Fungi; Ascomycota; Sordariomycetes; Hypocreales; Hypocreaceae. The record is from RefSeq and is a predicted model, not a curated record.
CUUUGUAACACCACACACACGCACUUAGCCGUCAUGCCUGUCACCGAGUUUGCCCUCAUCAAGUUACGGGGCCAAUACGAUACCCUCGAGUUCCUCGAGACUCUCAUGGAGUGUCAGGAGAUUCAGGACAAUUGGGUUCGCAACAACCAGGCGCACAACUUGAAUCCCGGCGCCAAUGUUAGCAGCAUGUACACUGACGCAACGAACCAAUCGACCCUUCUCAUCACAGCGCCUUGGGAUUCCCCCGAGGCUCACGGAGAAUGGAUCCAGAGCGCCGAGAACAGGAUGGCAAACGGCAGCCUGAGCGAGUUCACCGCGCCAGGAGCCGACUCUGUCCUGCUGUUCCACAUGGAGCCGGCGGGGAAAAGGCCGCAGAUGCGCGAGGCCUUCAAACACAAGGACAGCAACGAUACAUUCGACGUCUGCCGCAUAACGGUCAAAAGCAAUCAUCGAGAAGCACUACAACUUAAAUAUCAAGCACUGGAAGACGAAUUGCGAAAAGAGGGUCAGGAGAAGAGCAUAUGGGCAGGCUGGAGGAUUGAAACGUUUGAAGAGGAAGAGGAUCUGGUCAUCUUCUGGGCGGGCGAUGUUCUAAAGGAGCGAUUACAAGGCUUGGCGAGCCUUGCCCUCAAGAAGGAUCAUCGCCGCUUCAAGCACAUUGUGUAAUUGGGCACAUCACCGAGCACCUGAGUCCCCGUUUCCGUUCCUUCUUCCCCUUGUUCUUCUUCGUCGUGGCUCUUCAUCAGGCGGCUUUCAGCUGGGACACAUAAUCAUUCGGACUCAUCAAUCGGUGUGUGUGCGAAUUGUUGCUUUGUUUUGUUUUUUUGUGUCUCAAAUCGUUAUAUUGAGCUCUAUUGCGAGCGCGCGUUCUGAGCACAUGAAAUGCAAGGUAUCCCGAGACGCCCAGUUUGUGCAUGUAAACCCUUCUCACGCCGAAUGCCACCACCUCCGUUUUACCGCCAAUUCAUUUUCUUAGUUCUUCUUAGAAACCUCUGCGAUCUGCAGGUCUGUAGUUGAAAAUACAAUGUUAGCUUUCCAUCAUCUUCUCUCGUGUUUCGAUACCAAUACCGUCGAAAUCGAAUAUGGGAGGGAGUAACAAGAGAUCGGGGGGCGCAUACUAGGAGG